Messenger RNA from Mizuhopecten yessoensis (Yesso scallop), 2227 nucleotides. RefSeq names its product probable 28S rRNA (cytosine-C(5))-methyltransferase. The transcript is spliced from 9 exons. Gene Ontology annotation, molecular function: methyltransferase activity. The coding region runs from base 36 to 2126 and encodes 696 amino acids. Gene Ontology annotation, biological process: rRNA base methylation. Gene Ontology annotation, cellular component: nucleolus. Lineage: Eukaryota; Metazoa; Mollusca; Bivalvia; Pectinida; Pectinidae. The record is from RefSeq and is a predicted model, not a curated record.
UCUGAAAUUUAUAUUUUUCGAGCACAUGGCAGAGAAUGAAUCUGUACAUUGAGGGAUCGAAAGUUCUCCACAAAGUUUUAGAGAAGCAUGGAUCUGUAAAAAAUCUUGCCUACAGUUCACAAUAUGAGAACAAACCCCAGUUGAUUGGACUGGUGUGUGAGACACUGAAGUAUGGCGCCUUGCUGCAGCAGCUGGUGGACCGCACUAAACUUCUCACUAAAGAGCACUUACUGAAGGGAGAUAACCUGCUGGCUCAGACUCUUGUCCAUGAUUUUGUAGUCGGCCGUGGAAUCAAUCAUGCUGGAAGGCUCAAGCAAGUAAUAACUCGUAAUCGUGCUGCCCUGACAAAGAAGUAUGAGUCUAUGCUAGCUGAUGCUGGUGUUACAUCGUUGGAACAACUUCUGCCUCAGAAUGAGACUUCAUUUGCAGGUACCUUACCCAGAUAUGUGAGGGUCAAUCUGUUAAAAUCUUCUGUAUCUGAUGUGAUCAGUACUUUGGAAUCUGAAGGCUGGGAACGAUCAGUCACUCCCGCCAAGGACAUUCAAGGGUUCCAGGACGCAGUGAGUAACCUACAGGACUAUCAUUUCCUACAGGACCCACACCUGCACGACGUCCUCGUUUUUCCUCCACGCACAGAUUUCCAUGAAAAUGAGCUUCUUACGUCUGGGAAAAUUGUAUUACAAGAUAGGGCCAGUUGCUUCCCAGCCCACAUCCUUUCCCCACCAGAGGGUGCCACCAUCUUUGACUGCUGUGCCGCCCCCGGUAACAAGACCAGCCAUGUUGCAAGUCUGAUCAACAACAAAGGCACUGUGUUUGCCUUAGACAAGGAUGGCCGCAGGAUGGCUACACUACAGAGAUUGAUGAGGAACGUAGGAGUCACUUGUGUCAUACCUAACUGUCAGGAUUUCCUCAAGGUCAAUCCCCAGGAUGCCCGUUACAAGGAUGUGGAGUACAUGCUGGUGGACCCCUCCUGCAGUGGCUCCGGAAUUGUGAGCAGAAUGAAUGAAAUAAUUGAUGACCCAUCAACAUCCUCAUCUCAAAGACUGGACACCUUGUCAAACUUUCAGGUGACAAUGCUAAAACAUGCCAUGAAGUUCCCAAACGUGAAGCGAGUAGUCUACUCAACAUGUUCUAUUCAUGCUGAGGAGAACGAAGAGGUCAUCAGUGAACUGGAAACCAUUGUUGAGGGUCAGUUCAAAGUUUGUAAGGUGUUUCCUGAUUGGCCAGACAGAGGUCUCCCUGGUUAUGACAGUUCAGACUGUUUUCUACGAAUGUCGCCUGAAAACUCACUGUCUAAUGGGUUCUUUGUAGCCUGUUUUGAAAGGGUGGAAACCAACCCAGACGUCAACAGAACAGUGCCUAAACAUGCAAAGAAAAAGAAGAAAAUGAGAGAGAAGGAUGAAUCUGAAAUCAGUAGCGAGCAAGAAACAUGCUCAAAUGAUAUCGAAACAACUGAUACAACAGUUGUAUCAAAGAAAAAGAAGUGUAAAAAAAGUAAUGACAGUGACGAGGAAACUUUUAUUGAGGAAAACGGAACGAAAAAACGGAAACACGGAGAAAAAGAAAGUGAACCUGAAAGCAAAAGGAAGAGAAAGAAACAUGGAAUGAACCUUGUUGAAAAUCCAGAUUGUGUAGAUACUGAUGGUAAUGAUGAUGUUUGUGCUAAUGGAGAUCUGUCUCUGAAUGUUGAUGCUUGUGAUGAAAAUAUAGAGGAAGAAAAUGGAGUGUCGGUAAAAAAACACAAGAAAAAGAAGAAGCAUAAAAACCGUGAUUUAGAAAUGAAGUCUUGCUCUCUCGGAAAUCAUUUUGAGGCUGGUGAAACAGGAGAGGAAGACAAGUCAAAUGUGAUAAAAAAGCACAAGAAGAAGCAUAAAAAUCGUGAUUUAGAAAUGAGUACUUGCUCUGUUGAUGAUCAUUGUGUGGCUGCUGAUAUUGAAGAGAAGGUGGUCAAAAAGCACAAGAAAAAACAUAAACACCGUGAUUUAGAAAUGAAUACUUGCUCUGUUGAUGACAAUUUUGAGGCUGCUGAAAUAGAAGAUCACUCAAAUGUGGAGACUACGGAAACUUCAGAGGAACACGUGUCGCACCAUAAAAAGAAAAGAAAACACAAGCAUAACAAAGAUUAGCACACCACUAUACCUUCUACCUAAUUAUAUCACAAUAUCUUUUAAAGACAUUUGAAUAAAAAAAACAAGAGAUCCCAGAGGGAUCUUGGCGCCCACCAUUG